CUUCAUUUCACCUCAGUGCUUCAUCGUCUGGAGAUUUGAAAGGUUAAACUGUAGAACAGCUGCAAAAUGGCCAAAGUGAGGGAACUUUCUCCGGAAUUAACAAAAUUAGCCAAAGAGGAGCUAAACGAAGUUCCCGAGAGGAUUGAAAAGGAUCUGGAGGCACUCAAAGAAUGGAUCCAGAAGCAACCACAUCUCCGUGCAAGGACAGACGAUCAAUUCCUCGUUGGUUUUCUGCGUGGGUGCAAAUGGAGUCUUGAACGGACAAAAGAAAAGAUUGACAGCUACUACACAGCUCGUACGGUAGUGCAUGAGGUGAUGAGCCCAAGAGAUCCUCUUCUGGAAAAGAACCUCACUGUCCUUCGUCUAGGCUACUUGGUACCUCUUCCACGAACCGAAUCCCCCGAUAGUCCACGUGUUGUUCUAAUAAGAUAUGGCUGCUAUGACCCUGAUGAGUACUCCAUUGUUGAUGUUAUCCGUCUCAGCGUGAUGAUUGCUGAUUUGAUGCACUUGGAAGAUGACAAUAGGAUGUGUGCUGGAGAAAUGGUUCUCGUUGACAUGGAGAACACCACCAUGAAACAUUUGUUUCAAGUAACACCAAUGCUAAUGAAGAAAUUCGCCAUGUUGACGCAUGAAGCAGCUCCCAUUAGACAAAAGGGCUUCCAUUUCUUCAACACAGCUUCCGGAUUUGAAGUUGCUUUUGGGACUUUUCGGAAUUUUAUGAAGGAAAAAGUCCGAGAAAGGUGGCAAGUUCAUGGUGGGGGCGCUGAAGCUAUUGCAAAAGCUGUUCCACGCCAUAUUCUUCCGAAAGAAUAUGGCGGCGAUGCCGGGAGCGUUAAGGAUAUUUUAGCUGAGUGGGAGAAGAAAUUAAUUGCGAACCGAGAUUAUCUCAUUGACGAAAACAAUUAUGGAGUGGAUGAAGAUAAAAGAGCCAAUGGAACUGCCAAGGAGACUAAGGAAGUUUACGGAACUCAAGGAUCCUUCCGGAAGCUUGAAAUUGAUUACAUUGCCGUUCGCCACAGCUGGAAGAUGCCGAACAUUCGUGCAAUAAGUCCCGAAUUAGCUAAAUUAGCGCGUGAGGAGUUGAAUGAAGUUCCGGAAAGGAUUGAUGCAGAUCUAGAGGCACUCCGGGAGUGGAUUCGGAAGCAACCACAUCUCCAUGCCAGGACAGAUGAUCAAUUUCUCGUCACUUUCUUUCGCGGGUGCAAAUGGAGCCUUGAGAGGACAAAGCAGAAACUUGAUACCUUCUACACGGUUAGAUCGGCCCUUCCGGAAUUAAUCUCACAUCGGGAUCCACUUGAAAGGAGAACGUUGGAAGUAAUCCGGAUGGGAUUUGUUGUUCCACUGCCAAUAACAGAGAAGCCUGAUGGGCCGAGGAUUAUGCUCUUCCGGCCAGGAGUCUACAAUCCCACUCUCUAUACAAUCCAUGAGAUGAUCAAGGUCAGUUUAAUGGUUAACGACAUCCUCCUCUGUCGUGAUGAUAAUCGCACAAUUGCUGGUCAGGUGGGAAUUGUGGAUCUAGCUGGUGCAACAAUGGCACACCUGGGACAAGCUAAUGUGGUGCUCAUGAAGAAAUUCUCCAUGAUCACCCAGGACGCCUCACCGCUGCGUCAAAAAGGCUUUCAUUUUGUUAACCCUCCAUCAGGCUUUGCAACCAUCUACAACCUAGCCAAAGGGAUGUUCAAUGAGAAAAUGCAGCAAAGGUUCCGCGUUCAUUCAGACAAGGAGAGUCUCUUUCAAUUUAUUCCAAAACGAAUGCUUCCAACGGAGUACGGAGGUGAUGCGGGACCUAUUCAGAAAAUUAUAGAUAGCGUCGAGAAGGACCUAACCGAAGCGAGAGAUUUCUUCCGAGAAGAAGACGCCUAUGGAACCAACGAGAGGAAGCGCAUUGGACGCCCCAAAAAUGCUGAGACGCUUUUUGGAGUAGAAGGAUCCUUCCGGAAGUUGGCAGUUGACUGAGGAUCAAGCUCUACUUGCAAAUUAAGUGUCAAAUUUAAAGGUUAAAAAAAGAACUUUUUAGUUGUUGAAAAGCUCAAAAAUAAUGAGAUGUUAUAAUUUUUAAGGUUAGAAACGAAAUAACUUCUUCAAAAGCGACACGAUGGCCGCCAUCUUGGAAAUUCAAUGUAUCUGAAUAUUAAAAUCUUGUUAAUAUGAAGAAUUCUACGUUUUAUGAAUAAAAAGAACUUAAAGAAUUUAAUAUUUU
Molecule: messenger RNA, 2200 nt
Organism: Lutzomyia longipalpis
Lineage: Eukaryota; Metazoa; Arthropoda; Insecta; Diptera; Psychodidae
Exons: 6
Coding region: 67-1956 (629 amino acids)
Cellular component (GO): membrane
Molecular function (GO): phosphatidylinositol bisphosphate binding
Source: RefSeq, a predicted model, not a curated record